Molecule: messenger RNA, 14887 nt
Organism: Porites evermanni
Lineage: Eukaryota; Metazoa; Cnidaria; Anthozoa; Scleractinia; Poritidae
Source: the annotation of a GenBank genome assembly
UCUUUUUCUAAAAACAACAACAUGGCGGAAAGUAGGCGCGUUGAAACAAGCCCUCCUUUAUUUCAUUCUUUGGAGAAGGUGUAUUUAGGAUCAACCGAAAAAGUGGCCCCCAGGUGAGAUUUAUGAGCUUACUUUUUCUCUGUGCAAGGGUCAUGCGUUGACUUUCCUCAGUAUAUUUUAGAUAAUUAUUACAUAGAGAUGUGCACCCUUCCGUGUUUCCGGCCCGUAUAACAGCUGAGCUCAUACUCUUUUUUGUCAACCGCGAAGUGAGGCGAUCUGCAAAAGCAAGAUAUUUAUUAGCUACAUGUAAUCUAAAUUGUUUGAUAUAUACCUUUUGAUAUUGCAUGGUGAUUCAAAAGUUUUUAUAAAGUCGCAUACAUUACAAGGUGCGGUUUGUUUCUCAAUCGCCCAGCUUAUAGGAUCAGAACGUCCCUGAGAUCUGAAAUCCCUGAGAGCGCUCUUAACAUUAGCCUUAUUAUUUAAUUAAUUUGGUUGCAACGUGGUUGUAAAUUGUUUGCCACAAAAUCUUAAUUACUCUGGAUAAGCUCGAAUGUCUUAGGAGAUUUGCACAUUAGUUUGCAAGACUACUCUAUUGUCUAAUGCUGACCAUCGCCAUUCUGGGAAGUAUCAGGGGUAACCAACUGAGAUGAAAAAAAUCUUUUGAAAAAUCCUAUACAUCAUUCAGUUUCAGCAUGCCUUGUUCCUCAUUCCCGGUCAAGUUCAACUGCAUGAAACUGUGUAAAACAAUAAUAAUUGACUAUUUCACACCUGCACUACUGCAAACUUUAAUAAGACCAGGGUUGUCAAAAUGAUUUGAAGUAGCCGGAGAAUUAAAGUGAGUAGGCGGCAAUAGGGCCGGAGGCCCCCCAGGAGGCAAGGGGUCUGGGGGCCGCCUAGGCACCCAGCGGGGUACAGGGGCAGUGUCCCGUUGGGGGUCGAUGGGGCGAAGCCCCCUGAAACAAAACGGAUUUGAGGUUUUCGCGCUAGCUGAAAUUCGCUCUCCUGAGAGCAAUGCUAACAAUCCUGAGUAUUUUGAAUGAACACCAUCAUUUUGUUUUUUUUUAUUCCCCAUUUCAUUAUUCUCUUAGAUGCCAUAUCCUAGUACACGUUAGGUCCAUAUUUGUUUGUUUACAAUAAUAAUGUUUACUAUUUCUCAGAUUUUUUUAAUGAUAACAGAUUAAGAGUGACAAAAUUACCGUAAAAUCACCGGGAAGAAAAAACUUACUGUUGGUCAACAAAAACUAGUUUACUUUAGAACACUUUUGUAUCAAAAAUAUCAACAAACUCACCUUCACUUCUUGCUCUUUUGCUAAAAAAGUUGACCAGAGAGGACUGUCGUUUAGCCAUUUUCUCAUAUAAACUCCGAAUUUUCAAGUUUCCCAAGACCAAGUGUGGAUUGAGCAAGUGUAAUUGGAUACCAAGAGCGGGAAUUUUUAUUUGUUUCCUUUGGUUGCAUUGCGUUAUCGGCACGUGCGCAAGUCAAACUUUGAAAAUUAAAAAUGCUUUUCUUGCGGGCAAUUUUCUGUAUAAGAAUGAAGUUUCAGACAACUUUCCUUGAAAGAUUCAUCAUAUCAUGCACAACUCUUUUAUUGGCAUCAAUCCAUGAAAAACGAAAAUGAUGUUCUACACGUCUGAAAAAAUUAACCAACGUUUUGGAAUGCGUCAUGUUUGUCAGCCAAUUUCAUGUACAUUGUAAGAUAGGUACUUUAAGACAUCGCAUUUCAUUUGAUUCGAUUUCAGAUGCAAACUCGUACCAGAUGAGUGCGAAAACCAAUCGAAAGCUUCGGCGUGUCUUUUAUUCUUCAUUGUGAACGAACGAUUAUUUUAAAGACUAGGUAAACAAACCCGUCGCAUGCAUCAACGCUAUUUUUAUGCGCUUCGUUGUAUCAUAUUACGGCUAAAGAAAGAAGUAAUCGGGAGUGGAUUAGAAAACACGUUUCAAAAUCACGAAAAAGAACAUUCAGGACAUGAUGAAAACAAUUUCUUUUUCUAUUCUUUUUUCUACUUUACAACUUUUUUUUAAUCCUCUAUUUUUCCCUUUCUCCAGCAAUUUACAGCCGGCGAAAACCUCAGAGUAGCUGGUGAUAGCGCCGGUCGCCGACGCAUUUUGAAAACCCUGAUAAGACUAUGAAAGAUUUGUUGCCACAGAGUAAAUUCCUAGACUUUUGACAUAUCUUCCAGUAAAAUACACAAUUCUGUUGUUCCACUUUUGUUUUAAAUGAAUUAUUAAUUUAUUUGACUUGACGGUUUGAACAAAGGUACCACACGGCAACGAUAAGGCAAGAUUCGCAAUAACAGCAGUGUUAAAUUGUUCUUUAAUAUCUGUCUGGUGAUGUUUUCGCUAAUGACUACUGUAUCAACUUAGCACCCACUGCUUGCCUGAAAAGCAGACAAAUACAUUUCGAUUAACCGUCUUCAUUGCAAACCACUUGAAUUGCAGGUAAAAUCUGACACAAUAACACAAUGUUCACAGAUGCCUUAAUUAGGGGGCAGCAGACCACUUGUAAAGGAAAUGUAUCAGGCACUCCUAUUUUUUCCCUUCCCCCCCCCCCCAAAACAAAAACCACCUAUUCAGAAAAUAUUUUUUUUUUUUUUUUACAUUUUUUUUUUUCUUUUUUUUUUUUUUUUAUUGUAGCCCUUUUUCCUAUUGGGACAUCUAUUUGUUACGAUCUUUUCAUUUAUUUUCUUUUUUCAUUCUUUCGUUCUCAUAUUUGAUUUACCCCUUUUAAUUCAAAACACAUGAAAUGUAAGGAAAAACUCACACAAAAAAAAAAAUUUUCCAAAUUGCCUUAAUAGGGGGGAAAAAACCCCCUUUAAAGGAAAAUUAUCCGGGCCCCCCUUUUUUUCCCCUCCCCCCCCCCCCCCAAAAAAAAAAAAACCACCUGAUCAGAGUUUAGUUUAUGUGUUACCAUUACAUUUUUGAUUUCUGUUUUUCUCUUGAAUAGGGUGUCACCUUUCGGACUAGGGCCUUAAAUUGGGUAAAAAUUUUUGUUUGUCUCAUCCUUAAAUAGGGUUGGGGUUUAGGACCGUAGGACCUUCCCCCCCCUCCCCCCGGGAUUCAUGCUUUAUUAUUUGGAAAGUUCACCCUUCUGGUUUCUUGAUUCAUUAGAUAUCAGAAGAUUAAAGAAACAUUUCAGCAAAAGUAUGGUUGUGACCCAGAAUUCUAUGCGAGAGCACCUGGGAGAGUCAAUAUUAUUGGUAAGCAGAAAUAGGUGGUUUAUUAUGAGUUGUGGUCAACUCGCAAAUUUGUUGAAUUCAAAGCAAUUAUUUGUUAAAUUAAUUAUUAACAAAAAAUAAAGGGAAUUAAUAAUUAAAUUAUGGCAAGGCUCGAAAAAAAAAUUGAAUUCCAGCUUGUCCUUUGGGCAAGCAGCUCUCCCAUUGUUUUUGUUCCAGGCCACUUCUUGCUUGUCUUAGUUAAUGAUUUUGUUUGAGGAUGACUUGUUUGGAGCCUUGCCUACUGUGCAAAUAAGCUUUUAAAUUUACUUGCCCUUCAAGAAAAUCAAAUUGCCCCAAACUACUGGAUGAGACUGUUUUUGAGCCCUGUAUGGGCUUAGUAAAUCUUUACUAAUCUUGUAUUCUUAUAAUUAUUUUAUCUAUCACUGACAGCACAGCAAACUAUUGUGAAUUAUUAUUGUUUUGCUAAUUAGGAGAACAUAUUGACUAUUGUGGCUAUGGUGUUCUACCGAUGGCCGUGGAGCAGGAUAUUGUUAUAGCAGUGGGACAAAAUGAUAAGAAGAUGCUCAACUUGUCUAAUACUUUCAACAGCUUUCAGUAAGUUAGCAUAAGAAACUUACUAUAAACCCUUGAGUAGUAAAAAUCCUCUCUUAAAAGGGCCAUGUCAUCAGGAUAUUGCUCUUUUAGGUCAUUUCUCUGCAAAUGCCAUUACUUACAGCCUUAACCCAAUUAUACACAAAAUGCCCUGUAGAGUUAUAAAAAAGAUAAGUUAUCUAAAAACUUUCAUCAGGGAGCACUAUCACUAACAAUGUUUUUCUUGCCAUCCAUAGCAACCGAUGACAGAUGAUGAUGAUUAAAUAAUUAGCAAUUAAUGAAUUCGGCUUUCUUAGGAUAUGGAGAAUUAAGCAGAUUGAGGAUGGUGGUAUCCACCGAGGCUGAAGCCCAAGGUGGAUAACACCCUCCAAGAUCUGCUUUAUUGUUCAUAUCCUACAAAAGCCGAAUUCAUUAAUUGCUUUAUCAUUCAUUCAAAAUAAUUCCUAGUUUAAAACAUAGCUAAAACAUGCUUAUCUGCAUCGAUGUUAAGUUCAUCUUUGAUAGUGUACAUUUAGGUUUGUCCAGCUCCGCAGAUAUUCUCCAAAUAGCAGAUGUCACCCUCCGAGUUUUUGACGUCAUUUCCUCGUUAAACACAAAAUUCUCCCAAAUUUGGUCAUCAGUAUAUUUAACUGGUUAUGGUGAAUUAUGCGUGUGCUUUUAGCCAAUAAGAAUUGGGGAAAUAUUUUGAAUGAAUAAUAAUAUUUUUUUUUAGUCUUAACAACAAAAGUGGACCAUUGUUUUUGGAAUAAUAGAAUAGAAUUAUUCUAUUAAUGCAAAGAUAGGUUUUAGUUUUUCCAAAAAAUACCCAGUAACAAAUUAAUUAAUAGUGUGACAUGAUCCAUUUAUAAAGGUACUGGGUACCAUGUUAAAUUUCAAUAAUGUUAGGAAGGUGUUGAUCUUGUAAUCAUCAUCAUCAUCAUCAUCAUUGACUCAAUACACAGUAUCUGGGACAGACUGGCCUUGUGUCUGAGUCUGACCCACCACACCUACAGAUUAGCCAACAGGCCUCGGUUGUUCAAACGGUGGAUACCGCUAUCCACCGGAUAAAUUUCUGUCCAGUGGGUAUUUUUCCUUCUACUUAUCCGCUGGAUAGUGAUUAAUCCAGGGGAUAGUGCUAUCCAACAUUUGAACAGACUCGACCUCAUCGUCUUAUAAAAGUGUCCAUGAAGAGAGAGUGAGAGAGAGAGACAUUACUGUCAAUCAAAAGUGUUCUCCAACCCUUCACGGGAUUUCUUUUAAUUGCUUUCUUUAAUUUCUAGCAUUCGAGUCAAGUGAAAAGUUUACAUGUAUUGUACUCUUUUAGGGCUCUCUCAUGUACAUGGAAGUAUUUAUCCUAUAAUGUUUUAUUGUUUUAUAGUGAUUUUAGUGUAAGCUGUGAAGAGUACAAGAUAGAUGGAAAAGAGUGGUACCAUUAUUUUCUCUGUGGAUACAAGGUAUGCAUGUAAAAUCUUGGCUUAUUCCUCAGGAAAUUUUUCAUUAAGAUAAAAAAUGAUCAUUGUUACUAGUGACUGGUUGAUUAAAAAAAUUAGUGAUAUCUUUGACAAAGUUUCUUAGUUUAAGAAUUCUAAGUGCAAAAUGUGGACAGUUUUGUUCUAUAAAAUGUGAGUUAUGGUCAGUAGGUUUAACUCAAGGAUUGCAGAGAUCUUUUGAGAUGUUUAUGCCAUUUCAACGUGCAAGUCAGAACUUAACAUUAAAGGAUGAAUCCAUCAUUUUUAUUUUAGGGUUUAGUGGAUUACAUGAAGAUUACAUCUCCCAUAGGCUUAAAUCUUUUAGUUGAUGGAAAUGUACCAAAGGUAUGGAAUCUGUUUUGUUUUCCAUUUAACCUUUUAGCCCUAUAUCUGCACAGCCAAAUGUGUUCUCCCUAUAUCUCCUUCACUGGUACUGAUAACACCUUAUUAUUAUUAUUAUUAUUAUUAUUAUUAUUAUUAUUUUAGUUAAAUUAACCCAUUUUCCUUGGGACGUUUUACCGAAAAACCUAUUUUGAAUCUAGCUAAGUGAUUUCUGGUCAUAACCUUCUGUAAAGAAGCAAAUACACUCAAAACAUUGUUUAAAAAUCAAAUGUCAUCAGCGGCUUCUAUUCCUGAAGCUGAACAACAGCUUUCAAAGCUUAGGCCAGUGUGCAGAAGGCAAAAUCUUAAGACAGUUUUGAACCCUUAACUUUUUCCAUUGCUUUCUCUCCAGUCCCUGAUCCCUUUUCUUCCCCCAUUUCUUGUUUUUGCUGAUGGUAUUCUAGGCAUUAUUAAUUUUGUUUAGAAAUUAAAGCUUUUGUGAAGACCCUGAGGAUUGUGAAAAUAUUUUGAAGAAAGUUCAAGUGGGUAGUGGAAGAAUAUUUUCCCUGGAAUUUUCUGUCUAACUGGAUUGUGCUUGCUUGGGAUCUAGUGUGAAAGAUUUCCUCCCCCUGCCCAAGUUAGGUGUUAUAGCCAUCUAUAUAGAUGUUACAUGUCAAAUUUAUUUUGAGGUUACUUUUUUAAAGCCAGGUUGCGAAUCAACCAAAGUUAAAUCAAAAUUAACCUGAAAUCUAAUAUUUGAUAUGUCACAAAUACAGCUAUAGAUAAAUAGUAUUUACACCUGUACCUAUUUACAGUUAAAAUUCAUAAUGAGAGGAAAGGGCACUAUAGAAGUUAUCUAAGGAUAAGUUGGAUCCUUUAAAAUGGUCUUCAUUAUUUAUUGUCUUAAUAUUGUCUUCGGUUAUUAUUUUCUUUAUUCUCAAGCCCUCUUUUUUCAAACUUUAGCUAUGUAUUAUGUAUCUAUCAAUGAACCAAGAUACUUUCAUUGAAAUUUAUUAUUCUGUUCACUUUCCUAAAGAGUGCAGGUUUGUCCAGCUCAUCAGCGCUUGUCUGCUGUUCAGGACUGGCAACAGUGCAUGGUAAUGGACUGGAAUUGAGUAAGGUCGGUUAAUAACUUCUUCUCGUCUUAAAACUGCAGUUAGACUUGACAGUUUGUUUGUAAAGUGAUUCCAGUAUCUCACCCACAAAUUCAUUAGACAAGUUACAAUGUUUAAGGCUUGUAGAAAAGAAAAAAGUGAAAAAUGCCCCUUUUGUCUUCUAGCAAAGUGGAAAUAGGCCAUUUGCAUGAUGACAUCAUUUUACUACUACAACCAGAAUCCUUCAGGGAUUUGCUUUCUUGUGCAAAUUGAGGUUUUUGUUAUUUAAACCUCGCUUUGAAUAUGAAAGAAAAAACACAAAGGAUUCUGGUCUGUAAAAUGACGCCAUCGUGCAAAUGGCCUAUUAUAGGAAAAUUGCAGCAACUGUUGCAUUGGAAUUGACUAUAGGAAUAAUUAAUUACGCUGAAGUUGCUGUUAAUGUUAUUGCAACCAAAGUGUUAGUCACUUUCAAAAUGAAAACCACAUACCAGUCAUAACAGUGUCUAGCUAUUUUAAUUUUUCAUUACAUUAUACUUCAGUGAUACAGCUACAGAAUGUACACUGUGGGUGACUUCUGAUUGGUGUUGUUGUUGUUGUAAUUAGCAUGAACUUGCAGAGGUGUGCACAAAAUGUGAGCGGUACAUUGGAACUGAAGGAGGAGGGUAGGUCAAGGCCUGUGCCAGGCUCUUAGAUAGUUGGACAUCACGAAAACAAAGGGCGCUUUCCGUUUACGAAGAAAUUUCGGAAAUUCCGGUUGGGAUGUUAAUGGGACACACGUUUUCCGUGCGUUCCACCGAAAAAUUUCCGGGAUUAAGUGGAAUUUUGAAAAGGUAGUCCUGUUUUCCCGUUGGAAACUUUCCUGUGGAAAUGCAUGUUCCAUUUACGAGUUUUCACAAGGAAUCGUCAGUUCCAGGCUAUUCACGGCGAUAUCUGUGUUGCUAUCUUAAGUUUUGGUGACGAGAGCUUGAGAAAAUGGAACUUGUGUCAAAUGGAACACGUUCUUCACUCAAUAGACCUCUCCAUGGAAGUUUCUCAAAGUUUUUGGUAAAUGGAAAGCGCCCAAGGUCAAGGAAAAAAUAGGAUGUUCAUGAUAUGGGAAAAUGUGCGGCGUUGGAAAGAGGUCCAUCAACCUCUCUCUCCCCAGCCGACGUGUGUUUUUUGCAACAGUUUUCAUGAUCUCUCCACAUUACUAUCUUGAAGCCUGGAACAGGCUAGUUAGGUCAUUACCGGUACUGUGCAGAUUUUGAAAUUCAAUAAUUUGUAAUCAUUUAUCGAGCACCCUAAGUGUGAAAAAUUGAAAGUGCAGUGCUAUUGUGUUUUUGAAUGGAUGAAUUUUCGAAAUUUCUGAUAGUUUGAAUAAAAACAAUUUUUUCCUCCAUACCAGCCACACCUAACACUGCAAUUUUUACCCACGAUUUUAACCAAAAUACAUUUCUCCAAGAGGGAUGAAAUAAUAUUGGGAUUUUAAAGGAAAAAAUUAACAUUUUGACUCUAUUCUAAGAACUGCAAAACCGGAAAUCUGACAACGAAACAAGUUUUUGUUCAGUUUUCCUUCACUACUCAAGUUGCAGGUUUUGUUUUCAUUAAGGAGCUUAAGCAACAACCAUGGCGACGGCCACGAAAACGUCACUUAAAAAGUAGGCUUGAUUUCCGCCGCUCUCUCAGUGAAUUCGCGCUACUUCAAACUUUAUCGCGCUUAUUCCAACUCGUUCAAUUCGUCCAAUGUUGAUAAAUUUUUCUGGAGUUGAAUUCUAAAAGACUGUAUCAAAGUUCAGGAAAAGAAAAAGAAAGUCGUUGUCUUGUGUUCAUGUCCUCGACAAAACGUGAAAUUAGGCAUUUUCACGCAGUGAUGGGAGAGCGUGAUGCACGUGCGUGAAGCACGUGAAAAGUUGUUGUUUUGCUAAUAUAAACCUAUUCCUUUUUUGCCGUUCUCCUUGACUUCGCUGUCGCCGUCGCCGUAUGCUGCAAAAAAAAACAUUUGCUGCCUUAGGCAAUUGAAAGUUCAUAUGUUCUUGUAUUUCGCAGAAUGGACCAGUCUAUUUCCUUUUUGGCCGAGCCAGGAACUGUAAGUAUUCAUUUGGAGGAGAUUACAGGCAACACUAAGCCUGUGCUCCAUAUGUCUUUACAAAUGUACUUUAGUUUACAAGUCUCUUUUUCAUAUUUUUUGUGUGUUCCACCCGCAAAUCACUCAGUGGAUAGUGUGUGGAUACUAAGAGACAAAAAGUAUAGCAAGUAGUUUACCACAAACAGACAUUGUUUGCACAGCGUUAACUCUAAAGUUUCCUUUCUUGUUUCUGAUACACUAAUUUUCUUUGAUUUGUUCUUUGUUAGGCAAAGCACAUUGAGUUUGAUCCUAUUAGAGCAUAUGAUGUAACUCUCCCAGAUGGAAUAGUGUUUGUGAUUGCCAAUAGUUUGGUAUGGAUCUGUAGUCAGUUUUUAUAUUACUAGCUAGGGGUUACAGGCCUUUUUCCUGGAGAUGAAUGGAACCAAGUGUGUGACCGCCUCCUUCCGAGAUAAAUUGACAUGGGACGUAACCACGGAAACGUCAACAGUUUAAAGAAAGCGACAUGUAUUAUGUCAACGUAGUUUCUGAGUUCCAAAAUGAAACAACCAAUUUGUAUACAGUAUACCGUAUUUAUUUGAUUACACGCCACAUUAUCAAAUUCUUAGCGUUCCCGAUGCUGCCUUUAUUUCAACAACUGUGAUAAAUCAUCUGUAAAUAGUGUGUAAAACAGGAAGAUGUUUCAAGUUCCAAUCUCUCGCUUUUUUGCCGCGAGAUAGUCGUUUAUUUUCUGGAUAGUGUAGAUACCAAGUUGUACCGAGUUUCGAAUAAACGCCGCAUUCAUUGAUUGGCUGUGGCGUUUAUUCGAGGGCGUCAUUUAAUCAAGUAAAUACGGUAUAUGGUGGUUUCUACAAGUGCAAAGACAUGCCGCAGCCGGUUGAUACCGUUGAAAAUAAAACCUAAAAGUGACAGCUUUGACCUCGUUAUGUAAAACACCGUGGAAGCAACCAUGUUUCACUUUGCAACCACGACUUGACUGAAAAAAUGUUCUUUAGUAGUUGUGCUGCAGAAAACGAAAUGCUCUCGAUUUUGUGCAAGCAAUUCUUUUCCUGCCUUUGCAACAUUAGAAACCAGUCGUCUUCAUUUGUAACAGAGUAUAAAAUGCAGAAUGAUGUUUUUGUUUAAUCCAUGUCAGGUGGAGAUGAAGAAAUCCGCUACUGCUGGUACACAUUUUAACGCUAGAGUGGUGGAGUGUCGUCUAGCAGCCAAGGUAUCAUACAGCAAGCAGAACGUCCUUAACCCAUUAAGCCAAAAUAUCCACACACAAAUUCUCCAAACUGAUCUCCAUACAUUUCUUUAAAACAUUAGUUGAGAGAAUUUGAUGAAAGAUCAAAACAUUUUCCCCAAGGCGAUCAUUUCAUUAAUUCUCAUGUUAUGCCUAUGUCAGGCGAAAAUUGAUGUUUGUCACUCCUUAGUGGGGAAAAAAGCGAAUAACAGGGUGAGCGCAUAGAGAGAGUAGAACCCAUUACUUGGCUCGCCUCGCCUGCUAAUUUUUCACGUUUGUGCUCCGUUAUUCGCAUUUUCCCUCGCCAAGGAGCCUGGGCCCUGGCUACAUUUAGAAACCUCUUCAAUGCAAAGAAAGGUUCGUUUAUAUGAUGCAUUCGCUUUCCUUUUCAUGCCAUUAUAACUUGUAGCUGGUGGUAUAUUUAUUAUAAUUAUUUUUAGGCGUUUUUUAGCCGAGCAAAGGCAAGCGCGGGGUGGGCGUGGAUUGCGAGACACGCGCCACGGGGAAAAGCGGAGAAAAACAUUUUUCCCGUCGCGUGUGUCUCGCGAUCCAAACCCCCCUCGCGCUCGCCCUGAAAAACGCCCUAAAAGAACGCCAGUAAUGCAGGCUUUAUAACAUGUUUUACCUCGUUUAUCAGUGUUUACUGUAUUUACCUAUGCUUGUAACAUGGGCCGGGUGCUUAUCACUAAGCCCAAAAUCCCGAAAAAAAUUCUACACGGAAUUAUUAAAUGGUCAGGUCAUUUUUUGGAAACUACACCUAAAAUUCAAGAUUAAGUUCCGAGGUAGUCCUACACAUGUUCGCCCCGUUUUUGUAACAGAGGCAUAGUAAUAAUGGUAACCGCUUUCGAUUAUGCCCCUCGGCAGCCUAAUCGGGAUUUUCGGUAAGCAUCCACAUUUCCCCUAUCCUGGUUAGUUACAUAUUUUUCGCUCUUUAAGAAGUAGUGUGCUUUCUCGCUAAUUUUUUUCUGACAUGGCCUCCAUCGGGUAACGGCUUACUAUUUUCCCGCGCUUUACACAGGUUUCGGCGGUUUUCCCGCGCCGUACAGAGGUUACAUGUUUUCUGCUUUUUGUUGGACAGGUACUGGCCAAAGUCAGCGGACUUGACUGGAAGAAUGUGCGCCGUUUGAGUGAGGUGCAACAAGGCAAAAAGAAAACCUUGGAUGAAAUGUAAGCCGCUACCAAGCGCAGGCAAACUUGAACUACAGAUGUAGUUACGUUGACGCCAUAUAAAAAUACGUACUUAACGAUGCUGAUCUUUCGUUUUCCUUUCUCCCUAAUGAGAGAAAAUUUGACUUUUAAGUUACUAGAAAGAAAAUGCUUUUGCCUCGUUAUGAACGUUACGGGUGACCAUAUGAAAGCAGCAAGCCAGAAUACACCUUAUUAGGUACCAUACGGUGAAACGGGCAUCAAAAAUGUGCAACUUGUUUGCAACAUUGCCGCAAAGUGAGUUGAAAAGCGAUGUUGCGUUUUACCGUCCACAUUCAAAACUAUUUUGCAACAAAUCAGUUUGUCGCGGGUUACAAAAAGUUGUUGCAGAAAGUAGAAAUUAGUCCUACUUUUUGCAACAAACUCUGUACAUGUUGCGCGUUUUACCGACUCAAGGCAAACUUGUUUUGCAGCAAGUGACGUAACUCCCGUAUAUGGUAUGAGUCCCGCGUAAUUUUAUCCAAUCAGAAGACAGUAUUCACGCAACUUUAUUUGUUGCAAGACAGGUUUGAACGUGGGUGUUAAAAAACGCUGCAUCGCUUUUCAACACGUUCUGCAACAAUGUUGCAAAACAAGUUGUACUUUUUUGUUGCACGUUUUACUGCAGCUUUAUGUAGCUAAUGUUAUUUUUGUUUAUCUCCGAGGCAGGGUACAAAUGGUAGACUCAGUUCUUCACACUGAACCGUACACAAAACAAGAACUUUGCCAAUUUUUUGGCUUGACGGUAUGUUGAAAGGAUUUAAGUCUUCGUUUCCUGAUACUUCGUUGUACAUACGCACUCCAUUCAAACUGAGUUUUUGUUUGGCUAGGGCUUUUAUCUAACCAAAAUUCUUAGGCCCAAAAGGCCCAACCACGGAAAUCCUUGUCAUAUUGUUGGAGUAUUUUUCUAACAAAAAGGCGCUCAUUCAUUAGCUAACACUGGAAAGCUAUGAUACUAGAAGCAGUGAUCUUUGGCUGCUGUUCACACCACAAGGCGCUUUAAAAACUUACCUGUAGGACAACCGUCAAUUUACCAGUUAGACAAUGGGGAGACAUGACAUGAUUUCUCGCCUACUGGAGGGCAAAAAGUACCUGCCUGUGUCCUGGCCAUGUGUGAAAAGAGUAACAAAGGUUUCAAAUGACGUAUACAUUAACAAAUCCUGUGAUCAUUCAUGUUGAUUUUGAAUUUUAUUCGCGGUCUAAGUACAGUCAUUUACCUUCAUGAUGUUGUUCUCAGAAUCUAUCACGUGCGUAAACGAAUGUGCAAAGAACCAAACUUUAAAUGCAGAGUAGAUCAUCACAGCUUAAUACGCAACUUAUACAGCUGCGAGAAGAAAGCCUGAAAAAUUUCAGGCUUGCCGGGAUUGGAACCCUGACCUCUGCGAUCCUAGCAAGCCAACUGGGGCCUGGUCAUUUAAUUGAUUCGUAAUAUACCGGUAUCUCAGAGGUUAGGGUUCGAAUCUCGGCAAGCCUGAAUUUUUUUAGGCUUUCCUUUCGCAACUGCAUAAGUUGCGUCUUAAACUGUGAUGAUCUCCUCUGUAGUUAUUUCUUCUUCCCGCAGUUCAAACAUGUGAAAUUCAUAUAUUCAUCAUUUCAUCGAACUGAAUUUUCUUACGCACUUGCAACGGUAUUUUUUGCCAUAGUAAAAAUGAAAUCAGUUUUUUUUUCAUAAUCUACAAGCAAACAGUUGUUAGUCUUUGAUCUAGCAAAUUCCUUUCUUUUUUACGACACCUCUGAUUCUAAUUCUAGUUUUAAUUGUGUAAUCUGGAAAAGGCAUAGUCUAUCACAGCAGAAGCAAAUGUGUAUGUGCCAGUGUUAAAAAAAAAUGAGACAAGGUGCGCGUGUUGAAUAAAAAAUAAUAAUGGGGUCAGCGUUUUUUUUAACAUGGUACCUGGUGGCUUUUUUCAAAGCUUCCACUGACUGCUCUUCAACAACUCUAUUUGGUAAAAAGUUCCAGUCUCUGAUAGUACUUGCAAUAAAAGUGUCUUGGUAUUUGUUUGUCUUGGCACUAACUUGUCUAGUGACCUGUCGCUUUUUAAAUAAUAAUUUAUAUAGGGUGGACAUUGUAUGGUUGAUAGACCAGGAACCACUUUAAACAUCAUUGUAUCUCAAUGUAUACAUGGUUUUUUUUAAGGAAGAUGAGCUGAUCAGUGGGUGCAUGAGUCCUUCAACAGCCGGCGUCAACAGCUUCAAGCUCCAUGAUCGUGCCAUGCAUGUGUACUCUGAAGCUUCUAGGGUGUUUAAGUUUAAAAGCGUGUGUGAAGAAAAACCUGCUAACGCUAUUCAGGUGAGAACAUUUGUGGAUGUUAGUCAAAGCUUUAUCUUCUCUAUGUAAUCAAUGGGUAAAGGAUGAAUACUGCAUUUAUUCGAUCGGCGUUUAUUAAUUUUUUGCGUUUUAGCGUUUUCUUUUCUCUUGUUUCUGUAUUCCAGUGACUGUUUAGUUAUUUGCAUCGGAAUUAUUAUUUCAUGUUAUUUAUUUAUUUCAUUUUAUUAAUUUAUUCUGUUCAGGUUUUGGGCGGACUUAUGAAUGAAAGUCAUGAAAGCUGUAGUAAAAUGUACGAGUGCAGCUGUGAAGAACUGGAUCAGUUGGUGUCCCUGUGCAGGUAUUAUACACUUAAAAUAUCCGAUCCGUAGUUAUUUUGUCCCUUCUCCUUUCUACAAAGCGCACUUCACAAUAACUGAGUAUCCUAAUCCUAUUUUGCUCGAUUUUUCUGCCAAACACACUGUCUUUGGCGAUCUUAUUCGGACCAGCACUAGACACAACACUUGCUUGAACUCCGUCCCGUUUACAAGACAAAGAACAACAAAACCGGAGAUUUUCAAUCAAAUCUUUAGACUACGAGUAGUCCCCCAUAUUUCCUCAGGGAUAGUAGAGCGAGCGAAACGCGAGCACGCGUGAAAAUCACCCCACGCGAGAAAAGGCGACACAUUUUUCUCUCUCCCCGCCGCGUGUCGCCUUUUCUCACGUGGGGUUAUUUUCACGCCCGCUCGCGUUUCGAUCGCUCUACUAUCCCUGAGGAAAAAUGGGGGACUACUCGUAGUCUAUCAAAUCUUAAACUCGAAUUUUUUUCAGCCUUAGCUUGACUUGAGAGGGGAGCUUUUCCCAGAUGUCUCGACAUGUCCCAGCAACUUUGUCUGAGUUUGUAGAUCGGUUCGACACGCAACGCAAUUUUGCAAAUUCUGCGCCUGUCUGACUGGUAAGAACUCAGAUUAGGCUUGAGCAGACUGUUCGCGUCUAAACCGAUCCAUUUACACUAAGAGGCCGGCGUGGUCCGGUGUGAACACACCUGACACGAUCCCGUACCAAUAGCUUUUUCUUUCUUCUUACCCUUUUCCUUUUAGGAAAUCUGGAGCAGUUGGCUCCAGGCUCACAGGUGCUGGUUGGGGCGGUUGCACAGUCUCACUGGUACCCAUUGCUUCUCUCAACGAUUUUAUGGAAGCAGUGCGUGAUGGGUAUUAUGCCGGCGAUCCAGACAGGCUCAGCCGGGUGUCCGAGAGUUUGUUUGCUACUCAGCCGGGGAGUGGUGCUGCCAUAUUAAAACUUGAUUAACAGACAUUUAAAUGGCUUAGAUGACUUUAUUUUCAUGAUCAAAGUAAAGAGUUUACAAAAAUAAAAAGAUUUAUGCCCUUGAGAAGGUAUCGAAUGAUCAGGAGCCAUAGUCAUACCCCGGUUAUGGCUCCUGUAUCGAACGAUAAAAGCAUCUACUACACAACACAUGUUAAAAUAGGCAUGGUAAAUUAUUUUUCAAAAUUUCAUUCCCCGGGUUUUUAUUAUUGGGUUUUU